UCUUAACCUAGUUUGGUAAAACCUUUCGGAAAUCUCAACAUACCGAAUUUAAAUUUAUUGGACAAGAUAAGAUAGAAGUAACAAUUGAUUUUAAUCUACGUGAAUUAUCUUUAUUUGCACAGUGUCUUUAUUUAAACGAUACAAAUUAACAAUUGCCUCCUCAGUUCGUCGGCGGCGUUUGUUUUGUAAACGAUCUCCAUGGAGAACGGUGACGUGCUCCAGCCUGGGCUGUCGAUAAGGCCCAUAAUUAAUACCGACUGCGUAAAAGAUUUGGUACGUGAUCUAUAUGGGUUGGAGGUCGAGAAGAUUAACGAACUAAAUGGAUACGAUGAUAAAAAUUAUCAUGUUAUUGGGAAAAAUUGUACGGACAAUGAUAAUAUCAAAGAAGUUCGACGAGAUGGCUAUGUGGUAAAAAUAAUCAAUCGAUUGGAUUCCCAGAAAACUGAUUUUUUCAAUGCGCAAACCAAUCUGUUGAUUUAUUUAGGAAAAAAUGGUGUCAUUUGUCCGAAACCAGUAAAAACAAAGUCAUCAGAAUUUUAUGUUCUAAAAAAAAUACCCUCAGGAGAACAUCUUGUAAGACUUCUUGAAUAUGUAGAUGGGGAGAUGUUUUGUAAAGUUACCCUGUCCAACAAAUUAUUUUAUGAUGCCGGGCAUUACGUGGCUAAAUUGGACCAAAUACUUAAAAACUUUGACGACCCAGUAUACAAAAGGUACAAAUCUUUGUGGCAAAUGGAAAAUAUAAUAAAACUUCCAGAGUACUUAUUUGCCAUUAAAGACGAAACUAAACGUAAAACCGUUGAAACUGUAAUCAACCACUUUAAAAACAGAGUUUUACCGCAAAGUGCCAAAUUAGAAAAAGGACUAAUACAUGGUGAUUUUAACGAACAAAAUAUUAUCACGAAAAAAAAUGAGGAUUGGUCUAUAUACGCCAUCUUAGAUUUUGGUGACAGUCAUUUUAGUUGUUAUUUAUAUGAGCUGGCUAUUUGCAUCACUUAUAUGAUUUUACAAGGAGGUAAUAUUGAUGUUGGAGGUUAUGUCCUGGCAGGUUAUACUGCUGUUAGAACUGUACCUGAUAUCGAAUACAGCUUAUUAAAGAUUUGCAUAGAAGGAAGGAUAUGUCAAUCCUUGGUUUUGGGAGCCUAUUCAGCUUUGGACGAUCCUAGUAAUACUUAUUUACUUUCAACUCAAGAAAAUGGCUGGAAAAUUCUUAACGAACUCACCAGAAUACCAGAUUCUGUAUUAAUUGAAAAAUGGAAAAAUACAGUGAAGACUUAUGGAAAAUAAAAAAAAGAGUUUUAAAAAUCAGUUUAAUUAAAUAAAUCAACGUAUUUUAUAAAUUUACAAAUACUAAACAUUAAAUUAUAUCUCAAUAGAGAUUAAACAAAUAAACACACAAAUAUAUAAAGUGGUUAUUUUUAUUGAAAACAAAGUAAAAAUAAUAAUUUUAUUGCUUGUAAAUAUUGACUAGGUAUAAUUGUAUUGAAUUAACUAUUUUAUUCUACAUAGCGUCAAUAUGUACACUAGCCAAAAAAUUA
Molecule: messenger RNA, 1535 nt
Organism: Brassicogethes aeneus
Lineage: Eukaryota; Metazoa; Arthropoda; Insecta; Coleoptera; Nitidulidae
Source: the annotation of a GenBank genome assembly